AUGGAUCUCCUACGUCGGGUGUCGAAUAUAGCGCCGACCCCAGCGGCCCAGCUCCCAUCAGAUGAAAAGGGCCGCAGGUCGAGGGCAGGCAUGAUCGCAUCCAAGUUAGCCUUUUUCAAGCGUCCGCUCAGGUUAAAAGGCAACUCGAGCAUAUCCGUGCCCCUCGGCGUCGUCAUCCUUUUCCCAUGCAUCGUCGUCAUCCUCAUAUUAACCCUCUUCGUCCGCCAUCCCAGCUCCCCUGGGCGGAUGCUUAUGCCUGCUGGACCUCCCCCAGCUAUCCGAAAAAUCGCCGAAGACUACGACAAGGUUUUCGCCACUGGCUGCCUUGAGCCCGACACGAGCAAGCCGCGAGCCAACGCCGCAUUCGUCGUCCUUGCCCGGAACAGUGAUCUGGACGGUGUUAUCCAGUCCCUAAAGUCCAUCGAGAGGCAUUUCAACCGAUGGUACAACUACCCCUUCGUUUUCUUAAACGAUGGAGACUUUGACGACAACUUCAAGGCCACCGUCAAGAACUACACUUCCAGCACUGUCGAGUUCGGCAAGGUUGGCCCCGACAUGUGGGGUUUCCCCGAUUGGAUUGACGAGAAGGUCGCCAAGGAGGGUAUCGCCAAACAAGGUGACAGUGCCAUCAUGUAUGGUGGUUUGGAGAGCUACCACUUCAUGUGCCGAUUCUACUCGGGCUUCUUCUACAACCACCCGCUCCUCGCCAAAUACGAAUGGUACUGGCGUCUUGAGCCCGAGAUCUCGUACUUCUGCGACAUCACUUACGACCCCUUCCUGAAGAUGAUUGAGGCCAACAAGACUUACGGCUUCACCAUUGCUGUCAAGGAACUUCGCGAGACCGUGCCUAACCUCUUCCGAUACGCCUCCGCCUACAAGCGUCUUUAUAACUACACCUCUCAGGGUCUCUGGGAGAUGUUUGUCGAGCCCACCGAGGAGAAUCCUCGACAGGGCGAUCAGAGUCUUCCCGAGGAAGUGCUCCGCGCCGACCCCCACAAUAACGAGCUCCCGCCCAUCGACCCCGAGUCUAUGGAGGGCGAGAAGUACAACAUGUGCCACUUCUGGUCCAACUUUGAGAUUGCCAGACUAGACUGGUUCCGAAGCAAGCCCUACAACGACUUUUUCCACAUGCUGGAUCGCAGCGGUGGUUUCUGGAUGGAGCGAUGGGGUGAUGCUCCUUUCCAUUCUCUAGCGGCCGGUAUCCUUCUCGGUCCCCAGGACAUCCACUACUUCCGCGACUUCGGUUACCGACACACCACCAUCCAGCACUGCCCUGCCAAUGCCCCGUCGAGGCAACUUCCUCGCGAGCCCUACCUGGAGAAGACAACGCUCGACCCCAAGAAGCGAUUCGAGGAGGACGACUACUGGGAGCACUGGGAUGCCGAGCGAGAGAACGGCGUGGGCUGCCGUUGCCGCUGCGAUACUGACAUCGUCGACGUCGAGGGCAAGGAAGGAUCCUGCCUCGCCGAAUGGGUUGAUGUCGUCGGCGGUUGGGCUAGUCCUUGA
Molecule: messenger RNA, 1506 nt
Organism: Scedosporium apiospermum
Lineage: Eukaryota; Fungi; Ascomycota; Sordariomycetes; Microascales; Microascaceae
Exons: 5
Coding region: 1-1506 (501 amino acids)
Biological process (GO): cell wall mannoprotein biosynthetic process; protein N-linked glycosylation
Cellular component (GO): membrane; Golgi apparatus
Molecular function (GO): alpha-1,2-mannosyltransferase activity
Source: RefSeq, a predicted model, not a curated record